AAAGAUGAAGCAGCUGAAAGAAACAAAACAGAAGAAGGGAGAGAGAGAAAGAAAAAAGGAUUUUUCAGACAAGGUGAAAGGAGGAGGAAAAGUGUCCGACAGCUGCAGAAAGAGGGAGGAGGCUAAAACAAAUCAGAGCUGUGUAGAGGUGAACAAUAGAGCGAGAGUAGGUUGAAAGCAAUGUGAAAGGAGGAGAGAAGGUUGCUAUUUGAGUGAACACCAGGAGCUGUGUAUAUAUACAAUAAAACGGAGAGCUGGCUGAAAAGAAGAACGGGAUUUAUGAAGUGAAGUGAUUUGAAGUGGAGAUGAGUCUAACAGUGAUUCUGGCAGCUGUAGUGGGCUUCACCGCUCUGUCUUCUUCUUACUCGGGCGAGAACACCACAAGACCGGCCAUCACAACAGCUGAUCUGUCUCAGGUCAGAGUGUUCAAUGAGGAGAUGGUUAUAGGGCGAGGGGACACUCCAGACAUCAUAGAACCUGAACCCACCACUGCCGUCUCUGAAAUGGAGAGCACUUACAACUACAUCUUGUCUAGACUGGCAGCGAUGGAUCAGGCUAUCCACAGGCUCAAUGUGGGACAUUACACAUUGGACAUUAAAGUUACACAACUGUUGGAAAGAAUGUCUCGACUUGAGAAUAGAUUAGGCGACACUGAGGAUGCCAUUCAAGAAGUCUCGUCCUACUGCAAGGACAAUCGCAAAGAGAUCGGACGACUAGAGGGCUGCCAGAAAGGCCGUAAAAUGGGUUACAAAUGCUUCCUGGCAUACCGUGUGUAUGAGACCUACGCAGAUGCAUCCCAGAAGUGUCAGGAGCGGGGAGGACGCAUGGCUAUGCCACGAGAUCGCAAGGAGCAGGAAGCUUUGGCUGAAUAUGUGAAAUCAGUAUUCCACGGAAACUGGCCUGUGUGGCUUGGGAUCAACGAUGAGCGCUCUGAAGGCCUCUACCUGUUUGAGGACACAACUCGUGUCACUUACUUCCAAUGGAGGAAGCACUUCCUAUCAAGCCAGCCAGAUGGUGGGAAGCGAGAGAACUGUGUAGCCAUGUCCUCAGAUGAUGGAGACUGGUGGGACACCUACUGUGAAAGACGCAUGUAUUAUCUGUGUGAGUUUGAUGUUUGGCCUUGAUAAAUUCCUAAAUGGCUUCUAAUUGAAAUGUUCAAGAGCAGGUGUUAAAUGCUUUAAAAACAGUUGUUGCACAGGUAGAAUUAGGACCAGUGAAUUUAAUGAUCCCAUGAAAUGGUUAGAUAAAUGCUAUUUUCUUUCCUGUUGACAUUUUUCCUAUUGAAACGGCAAGUUGGAGCCAGACGUAAAUAGAGCGUAACCUCCUGUCCCCCUUGAGUCAAAAAGCAAUUCCAUUGGUACCAAAAAAAUUUCCCCUGUAUACAUGAAAAUAGUUAAUGCCUUUUAACUUACAUAUUACAUACAUGUAUCACAUUAUAUUACUGAAGCUAAAACAUGGUAAAAUUAAAAAUGUCUAAGUAUUUUCAGUUAGCAAGUAGUUAGCAAGUAAAGUAGUUAGCCUAUUAGCUCAAGAUAGGACACAGUCUUGAACAGACUUUGAGGAAAGGGGAUAGGAUUCACCAGACGGAUCGUAUAUUGUAGUGCAUAGAGAAGAGAAAUUCUGUAUAUAUAAAUGAUAAUAAUGAAAAAAAAAAACCUGCUAAAAGUUAAUAAAAUAAAGAAAAUACGACAGCCUAUACUGUAGAAGACUUUAAAGCUAAUAGACUUAAAUUCACAAAACUCCAUUAUUCAUGGGAUCUUGAAGCCGGUACUGGAAAUAUUUGUAAAAACAAAGGUUUGAAGAUCAUUGACAUAUGAAAACAUACUGAAAUAUAAUAAAUUAUUUCAUCUUUUUGAUGUUUAAUGUUUGUAUUAUUCCAAGGGUAGUCUACUUUUGCCUUGGUUCUGACAUUACAUUAGUGCUGUUUUAGACGUUUGUUUGUUUUCAUUUUGUUCUAAAAUUCUUUAGAAUUACAGUUUGUUGUUUCAACCCUUUAAAGUAUUUGCUUUCAAAGCUUGAAUCACUUGGCAACUACUGAAGCAAGUCAAAAUUGAAAAAAGACUCUUGAGCUAUGCUGAAAGGUGGAUAAAUCUCCAUUCUCAUUCUGGACAACAUGCAUCUCUUUAUUCAGUGUGGAUUUCAAUAAUCAUAUAUUUUAAAUCUGUUAUACAUUCUAUUUUUAUUAACAUUCAUAGGAAAUAGUAGUCAAACAGCUCAAUAAAAUUAUUUCACUUUAUAUGGCUUGUAUGACUGUAAAAUGUAUGUACAUGUUCAUUUAUUUAAGAUACAGGUUACUGAGUGAAACAGAGGUCAGAGAGGUCUGUGCUACUGUAACUCAACAGAUGAGAAGCUGUGAUGUCCAGAGGGUGUAAACUUCUUAUCAGGAUGGCAAGGAAGCAAGUCAAGCAGUUUAACAUGCUAGAAAGACAAAACAUAAAAGACCCUUUUCUCCAGGACUUCUCCAGGAAUGCUGAGAAUGAGCAGAGACCGCAGCCAGAAUCUGUGGAACUGAGAGAGAGAGAGAGAGAGAGAGAGAGAGAGACAGAAAGAGAGAGAGAGAGAGAGAGAGAGAGAGGUCUUUUAAUCCAUUUUCAAGAGUCCUAGACUACUGGGAGGCAAAUGUUUAUUCUAUCUAGUAUUAUGCAAUGUUUGGAAUUUGUUUUAAUGGAUUUGACACAUUCCACAAAUAGCAUGAAUCUCUUAAAACCAUUAUUUAUUUAUAUUUCUCAUUCAACAAGAAAGGGCAUUAAAAAAGUAGUGUAACAAUCAUAAAAUCCUGAUGGUUUACCAAUAAAUUGGAUGUCAUUAAAUUACUA
Carassius gibelio (silver crucian carp) is the source of this 2816-nucleotide messenger RNA. RefSeq names its product C-type lectin domain family 11 member A. The record is from RefSeq and is a predicted model, not a curated record. NCBI's taxonomy places the organism in Eukaryota, Metazoa, Chordata, Actinopteri, Cypriniformes, Cyprinidae. The transcript has 4 exons. The coding region runs from base 306 to 1124 and encodes 272 amino acids.